AUGUAUUCCGGCAAGAGCCACCGUCGCCAUGAACACGGGAGGAAGAGCGAUAAGAGAGAUAGCCAGAAAGACCACAAAAUCAUUAGCACAGCUGGCAGCGCCAAGCCCGAGAAAUCGUCAUCAACAUCAUCAUCAUCAUCAUCUCCUCCUCCCCUCAGCUUCCUUUUUGUUGUCAACGAGCUCGAUGUUAUCGACGAGGGCCACGGCCGCGGUCCCUUCGUCGAUAGAUUCGGCAGCCCCCUCCCGCCCGAGGGCAUCGAAUGCUACGGCGAUGAGACCGUCGGGGCCGUGUGGCGAUACCAGAACGGGACCGUCACCGCGGCGCCCGAGUACUUUUGGAACCGGCCCCGGCGGGGCUCGCCCGGCGACAUCGCAACCUUCCAUCACGCCUUCGACGACAUGGGCCAGCCCGUGUCCUACUACCACCCCAUGGUGACGUACUCGACGCACAGCGUCUUCAACUGCUGGCGCUUCCUCCCCUGCAUCUGGACCAGCACCGACAUCUCGACGGUCGCGACGAUGGACUUCAAUAUCGACCACAAGUGGUCGCCGCUGGGGUUCCGACACGACCCCCACGAGCCCGGACGCACCCGCAUCCUGGGCCCGGAACGGUCCGUCGCCGACAGGGAUCCGUCGUGGGUCCCGCACCUCCUGCCGAGCACGUACGCGGCGCCCCAGUCGGCGCCGCCUUCCAGGGGUCUCGGCGGGCCUUUCGGGAUCGUGAUCGGCCUCCUCGGCCUGGCCAGGAGGCCCGGCCAUGCGGACGACGCCUUCAGGGACGGGCUCUGGAGCCACGGUCGCCUGGCAGGCAGCCGCUCAGGGCGUGCGGGUGAGCGAGAGUCUCCCUUCGGCCAACAAGCCCUGUGUCGAUGGCUAACGUCGAGACUUAAUCAGAACCUGACGCAAAAGGUCCUCCGCGAGGGGUCAUGGUCCGCAUCUGCUAUGACUGUGACAACCUGUCCGGAUCGACGUAUGAUGCCAUUUUUUCCUUUGAACAGAGAGGCGUAG
Colletotrichum higginsianum IMI 349063 is the source of this 1008-nucleotide messenger RNA. RefSeq lists its product as uncharacterized. Lineage: Eukaryota; Fungi; Ascomycota; Sordariomycetes; Glomerellales; Glomerellaceae. Bases 1 to 1008 code for a protein of 335 amino acids. The transcript has 2 exons. The record is from RefSeq and is a predicted model, not a curated record.